AUCAGAAUGUUUUCUUGGAGAUUUUCAAAGUAAACGCGCAGACACGGAGAGUCCAAUGAAAGUAAUUUCUUCAAAGGCGUGACAUUAACCAAAGUUCACGUGGAAGGAUAUGUUGAGUUGGAACUGAACGGCUGUUGCUGGUUACAUCAAUAAUGGCAUGGCAAAGACAGCAACGUUUUGUUUGUUUCUCUGUUGUUUUGGUGUCGUUGUUUGAAGCGGCGAAAAAAAGCAAAAUUUACCUUCGGAGAAGCAAAUGACUUGCUUCUCUUAAGAACAGGAGUUCAUUAAAAAGUAAAAAGUAAAGUAAGUAAAAAAAAAAAAAAAAAAAACGGUUUAUUGUGAAGGUCCUAAAUACCGGAAAUACCUGAAGCUCACCUGCUCUCAUUUGUCCGAGCCUCUGAAAGCGCAGGUAACCUGUUCUCGAGAGUUUAACAAGUAUAUACUCGUUGAGUAUAAACGACGAUCCAUGUUGGUUGACUUUGGGACAGCAACCUUUUAACUGCAGCUACUUCUGCCGAAAAAAAUGAAAUGAAAGUUAACCUAAGGCACGUCAGUCACGACGGGUAGUAGUUUUGCAGAGAUGAUUUGUCGAAUUAUUCUGGCAUACUGGAUCCUAACCCCCUGCCUAGUUGCUGGACAGUCUACCACUUAUGGACUGGUGGGAGGGACAGUGACCCUGAAGGCAGACGAGGAUACCCCUGAUGAAAUUCUGUGGAAGCAUAAAGGGAACAAAGUGGUGGAGUUUAGUGGCAAUGAGCAACAGGAGUUCGGAUCGUUUUCAAACAGGAUCACUCUCGAUUGGGGUUCUGCAGAUCUCACAAUCACUAACCUCAGAUAUGAAGACAGCGGAGAAUAUGUGUUGGAAGUAUACAAGAACAGUAAAUUGACAAAAUCAGUUCUUUAUCUGGAAGUCAUUGACAAAGUGGCCAAGCCGACAAUAUCCUGUAAGAAGAGCACAGACAGCAGCACUGACACAUCUGAAAUCCAGGCCACACUGACGUGCUCCUCAGAACCUGGACAGUUUCAGUCGUUAUUAAAGUUUCAGUGGAGCUCACAUGAAGAGCCUGGACCACAUUUAACAAUACCUCUAGGGGGUAAACUUGAUGAUGAAGUUUACACUUGUACAGCAAGCAACCCUGUGUCUGAAGCAUCAACUACAUUCACUGCAAAGGAUUGCAACCUUGAUGAUCCAAAUACUGACAGUGACAGUAUCAUUGGUAUUGGUAUUGGCGUUGGCGUUGUCUUAGCUAUUGUCAUUCCUCUGGCUCUGUUGUUGUUCUGCAAACUAAAGCAUAAAGCAUGCUUUGCCAAAGGAAAUGAUGAGCAAUGGGCAUCUCAUGGUGAAACAGGAGGGUCCACAAAUGAUGAAAAUCAGCCAUGCCUCUCUGGCAAUAAAGGACAAGAGAAAACUGUCUCAGACUGUGACCCUGAAACACACCAAAUGUCAUUUAAACAAAAAAGGGAAAUAUUUCAGCAAGGAGAGAAACCAGCUGUCUCAGACAGUGACCCUGAAACACCCCAAAUGCCGUUUGAACAAACAAGAGAAAUGUUUGAGCGAGGACAGCCACCAGCUGUUCCACUCCCUGUGCCUAAGAAACCAAUGAGAAACUCUAUAAUCAGCAAAGAAAAUGUCGCCCAGCCCAGAGAACCUACAAAGGAAACAGUCUCACAGUGUGACCCUGCAGAUCCUGAGAAGAUGAAUGAUGUGUUGCCUGGUGCGUUGAACGAUGAUAAGUCAGACAAAACGGCAGAUGAGAAUAAAGAAUCAAUGACGUCUUCUGCAAAUGCUCCUCUUCUUGUUUUCUCUGAAAACUCUCCAUCUAAGGACGCUGAACACAAGGAAGACACCAACUCAGAUCAGGACGCUGGAGAAACUGAAGAGAAAAACAAUGAGAACUUUUCAAGAUCAGUUCAGAUCCGUAGGAGCAUGUUUGAACCAAAAACUGGAGGAAAAAACCCACCAGAUGUUCCUAAAAAGCCGUCGGCUCCUGCGUUGAACGAUGAUAAGUCUGACAAAACGGCAGAUGAGAAUAAAGAAUCAAUGACGUCUUCUGCAAAUGCUCCUCCUCUUGUUUUCUCUGAAAACUCUCCAUCUAAGGACGCUGAACACAAGGAAGACACCAACUCAGAUCAGGACGCUGGAGGAACUGAAGAGAAAAACAAUGAGAACUUUUCAAGAUCAGUUCAGAUCCGUAGGAGCAUGUUUGAACCAAAAACUGGAGGAAAAAACCCACCAGAUGUUCCUAAAAAGCCGUCGGCUCCUGCGUUGAACGAUGAUAAGUCUGACAAAACGGCAGAUGAGAAUAAAGAAUCAAUGACGUCUUCUGCAAAUGCUCCUCCUCUUGUUUUCUCUGAAAACUCUCCAUCUAAGGACGCUGAACACAAGGAAGACACCAACUCAGAUCAGGACGCUGGAGAAACUGAAGAGAAAAACAAUGAGAACUUUUCAAGAUCAGUUCAGAUCCGUAGGAGCAUGUUUGAACCAAACACUGGAGGAAAAAACCCACCAGAUGAUGCUAAAAAGCCACCGGCUGCUGCGUUGAAAGAUGAUAAGUCUGACAAAAUGGCAGAUGAGAAUAAAGAAUCAAUGACAUCUUCUGUAAAUGCUCCUCCUCUUGGUUCCUCUAAAAACUCUCCAUCUAAGGACACUGAACGCAACAAAGACACCAACUCAGAUCAGGACUCUGGAGGAACUGAAGAGAAAAACAAUGAAAUCUUUUCAGGAUUAGUCCAGAACCGUAAGACCGUAUUUGAGCCAAACACUGGAGGAAAAAACCCACCAGAUGUUGCUAAAAAGCCACCGGCUGCUGCGUUGAAAGAUGAUAAGUCUGACAAAAUGGCAGAUGAGAAUGAAGAAUCAAUGACGUCUUCUGCAAAUGCUCCUCCUCUUGGUUCCUCUAAAAACUCUCCAUCUAAGGACACUGAACGCAACAAAGACACCAACUCAGAUCAGGACUCUGGAGGAACUGAAGAGAAAAACAAUGAAAUCUUUUCAGGAUUUGUCCAGAACCGUAAGACCGUAUUUGAGCCAAACACUGGAGGAAAAAACCCACCAGAUGAUGCUAAAAAGCCACCGGCUGCUGCGUUGAAAGAUGAUAAGUCUGACAAAAUGGCAGAUGAGAAUAAAGAAUCAAUGACAUCUUCUGUAAAUGCUCCUCCUCUUGGUUCCUCUAAAAACUCUCCAUCUAAGGACACUGAACGCAACAAAGACACCAACUCAGAUCAGGACUCUGGAGGAACUGAAGAGAAAAACAAUGAAAUCUUUUCAGGAUUAGUCCAGAACCGUAAGACCGUAUUUGAGCCAAACACUGGAGGAAAAAACCCACCAGAUGUUGCUAAAAAGCCACCGGCUGCUGCGUUGAAAGAUGAUAAGUCUGACAAAAUGGCAGAUGAGAAUGAAGAAUCAAUGACGUCUUCUGCAAAUGCUCCUCCUCUUGGUUCCUCUAAAAACUCUCCAUCUAAGGACACUGAACGCAACAAAGACACCAACUCAGAUCAGGACUCUGGAGGAACUGAAGAGAAAAACAAUGAAAUCUUUUCAGGAUUUGUCCAGAACCGUAAGACCGUAUUUGAGCCAAACACUGGAGGAAAAAACCCACCAGAUGAUGCUAAAAAGCCACCGGCUGCUGCGUUGAAAGAUGAUAAGACAGACAAAAAGGCAGAUGAGAAUAAAGAAUCAAUGAGAUCUUCUGCAAAUGCUCCUCCUCUUGUUUCCUCUGAAAACUCUCCAUCUAAGGACGCUGAACACAACGAAGACACCAACUCAGAUCAGGACGCAGGAGGAACUGAAGAGAAAAACAAUGAGAACUUUUCAAGAUUCGUUCAGAACCGUAGGAGCAAGUUUGAACCAAAAACUGGAGGAAAAAACCGACCAGAUGUUGCUAAAAAGCCACCGGCUCCUGCGUUGAACGAUGAUAAGUCUGACAAAAAGGCAGAUGAGAAUGAAGAAUCAAUGACGUCUUCUGCAAAUGCUCCUCUUGUUUUCUCUGAAAACUCUCCAUCUAAGGACGCUGAACACAAGGAAGACACCAACUCAGAUCAGGACGCUGGAGAUACUGAAGAGAAAAACAAUGAGAACUUUUCAAGAUUCGUUCAGAACCGUAGGAGCAUGUUUGAACCAAAAACUGGAGGAAAAAAACCACCAGAUGUUGCUAAAAAGCCACCGGCUGCUGCGUUGAAAGAUGAUAAGUCAGACAAAAAGGCAGAUGAGAAUAAAGAAUCAAUGAUGUCUUCUGUAAAUGCUCCUCCUCUUGGUUCCUCUAAAAACUCUCCAUCUAAGGACACUGAACGCAACGAAGACACCAACUCAGAUCAGGACUCUGGAGAAACUGAAGAGAAAAACAAUGAAAACCUAGGAUUAGUCCAGAACCGUAAGGCCGUAUUUGAGCCAAACACUGAAGGAAAAAACCCACCAGAUGUUGCUAAAAAGCCACCGGCUGCUGCGUUGAAAGAUGAUAAGACAGGCAAAAAGGCAGAUGAGAAUAAAGAAUCAAUGACGUCUUCUGCAAAUGCUCCUCCUCUUGUUUCCUCUGAAAACUCUCCAUCUAAGGACACUGACCGCAACAAAGACACCAACCCAGAUCAGGACUCUGGAGAAACUGAAGAGAAAAACAAUGAAAACUUUUCAGGAUUAGUCCAGAACCGUAAGACCGUAUUUGAGCCAAACACUGAAGGAAAAAACCCACCAGAUGUUGCUAAAAAGCCACCGGCUCCUGCGUUGAACGAUGAUAAGACAGGCAAAAAGGCAGAUGAGAAUAAAGAAUCAAUGAUGUCUUCUGCAAAUGCUCCUCCUCUUGGUUCCCCUAAAAACUCUCCAUCUAAGGACACUGAACGCAACAAAGACACCAACUCAGAUCAGGACUCUGGAGAAACUGAAGAGAAAAACAAUGAAAACUUUUCAGGAUUAGUCCAGAACCGUAAGACCGUAUUUGAGCCAAACACUGGAGGAAAAAACCCACCAGAUGAUGCUAAAAAGCCACCAGCUGCUGCGUUGAACGAUGAUAAGUCAGACCAAAAGCCAGAUGAUGAUAAAGAAUCAAUGACGUCUUCUGCAAAUGCUCCUCCUCCUGUUUCCUCUGAAAACUCUCCAUCUCAGGAUGGUGAACACAAGGAAGACGUCAACUCAGAUCAAGGAAAAGAAUCCAGCAGGUUAGAAGAGGGAACCAGCCCUGAACAGAAAGGUGCAGAAGCAUAAAUGGUCCAUGAGCCAAAUUAAAAGCAAGCAGACAUGAAAACACACUCAGGAGAAGACGACCGGGAGGACAGACAUAAAAAAGUUUCUGAAGAUAAUGAACCAGAUUUUGACAAAGAAGAUGACAAAAAGGAAAAGAAAUUUCCUUUACAAAACUCUCAGUAGCCUCUGAACCCAGUGACACUAAAACCAGACCACAUUACCACCAAUACCUGUCAAGAGCCCUCUCAGACUGAACAAGCAGACUCAGGAAGAGAAGAGGAAUAACAGUGAUUCACACAGUAGAACAGAGAAGGCAGACGAAGGUGAAGCUGUUGAUAAAAGUAAAGUUGUGUGUGGUGAUGUGGUGAUGUGGUGUGUCACGUGCACACAUGGGAAAGUGUGAAUUUAAUGAAAUGCUCUGUAUAUUAUGUGUUACUGUUACUGUUAUGAUUGUUUUCCUAUAAAUGCAUAAAUCUGGUUGUUCUAUAUCAAAAACACUUCAUCACUAUUAAAUAAAUCAAAAUUUUUCACAAA
Mugil cephalus (flathead mullet) is the source of this 5707-nucleotide messenger RNA. RefSeq lists its product as uncharacterized. The transcript is spliced from 34 exons. The coding region runs from base 581 to 5194 and encodes 1537 amino acids. NCBI's taxonomy places the organism in Eukaryota, Metazoa, Chordata, Actinopteri, Mugiliformes, Mugilidae. The record is from RefSeq and is a predicted model, not a curated record.